UUUGGCUCGACAAAUAAUAAGUUUCGGUACCAAUUUGAUAAAUACCCCUCACAAAGCCUAUCACUCUUUCCUUCGAUGCGCCUUCGUGGUAUUGCAGGAACCAAAGUCUCACUCACUUGAUAGUUCUUACCUACUUUGAGAUUGAACUAGACUACUUUUUCGUAGUAGAGGUAGGUGAGAGCUAUCUCUUUUGUUUGCUAAUUAAUAAUGUAACCUAUUAUCUUCCUAAGAUCUUGCAUGUGUCAACCUCUGCCGACUUAACUAUUUGGAGCGACAAGAAAGCAGAUUUACUUCAAGGAGUAUCCGAAAGGAAAAGUCACAGCGCCAUAUGUACCUAGCCUGAGUAAGGAACAUUGCGGUACUGUAAUGUGAUGUAUGUAGGCAACGAUUCGCUGCGUGGCUCAUCGCGAAAUCCCAUAUAGGACCCACAAUAGGCUCCCUUGUUGGACGUAAGACAGGACACGCCGUAAUACAUAAAAGCCAACAAACUCAGAAUAUACAGCUCGAUCUUUUUACAAACAGUUAAUUCACCUAUAAGUCACCAAAUCAUCAUGGCGGUCACUGAAUUAGCAUGGCUUACAGCGACUUCUGGAUCCCUCACGGCCGAGGGCAAGGAGGCUAUCAAUCAAGCAUUGGAUGUCCAGGAUAGAUGGUUCGCUCAAAAUGCGCCGGCGCUACCAAAGGAAAGAGAAACCCGCGGUGUAGGCCUUUUCCAGCAAAUCGAAGACCCGUCUAUCAAUCUUUUGACGGCCCAUUGGGAGUCUGCCGAUCAGCAUAAAAUUUGGAUAGAGAGCACCGAAAAUAAAUCCGUCUUUCCUGGACUGAAGAACUAUUUCCAACUUGAGAAGACACAUUUAUUUCACUAUGGAGUCGAGAUAUUCGCCCCGGGGGCAAAUGACGAGAUCUCCUUGCUAAAGAGUCCUGUCUUUAGCUUGAGUAGGAUUACUGUCGCGGCCGAGGAACGGAAAGCAUUUGACCAAGCAUGGAACGAAGUCAAGGGUGUGGUCGAGGAAUUUGCGAACCCAUAUGCAGUACAGGCUGGUUGGCGCAUCGAGAAAGAAGAUGAAUCCCUCGAGGAAUUCGUUUUAGCCGUUGGCUGGCUUAGUGUUGAAAGGCACGGAGAAUUCCCAGCGGCCAAAGAUUUCGAGAAACUCUCAGCAGCUCUAAUGCCUUUUAUCAAGAAUCGUGAUCUCACACACUACAAGAGGAUCCUGUAAUUAGUUAUAUGCCCAUCAAUGUCUCCUCGAAGCAAUGCCAAUUGUUCGUAAAAUGUCUUUGUGCAAUUGUUUGUGAAUUGUCUACAAGCUUUUUGUCGUGCUUGAGAAUUAUCAAUUCGGAAGGUAUCC
This is a messenger RNA of Annulohypoxylon truncatum, 1346 nucleotides long. RefSeq lists its product as uncharacterized. The record is from RefSeq and is a predicted model, not a curated record. Bases 552 to 1217 code for a protein of 221 amino acids. The transcript has a single exon. Lineage: Eukaryota; Fungi; Ascomycota; Sordariomycetes; Xylariales; Hypoxylaceae.